Messenger RNA from Cheilinus undulatus (humphead wrasse), 2555 nucleotides. Its product is annotated as poly(rC)-binding protein 3-like. The transcript is spliced from 12 exons. Gene Ontology annotation, biological process: regulation of RNA metabolic process; regulation of gene expression. The coding region runs from base 1572 to 2555 and encodes 327 amino acids. Gene Ontology annotation, molecular function: mRNA binding. Lineage: Eukaryota; Metazoa; Chordata; Actinopteri; Labriformes; Labridae. Gene Ontology annotation, cellular component: cytoplasm; nucleus. The record is from RefSeq and is a predicted model, not a curated record.
GGGCAGGACACUGGGGGGGGGGGGUGUCUUGGGAUGCUUUCAAAUAAACAAAGGCAGUUUUUAAAGAAAUUAAAGUGGCAUAUUGUAUCCUUUAUUAUAACAAAAGCCUUUGAGUUUGUUUAAUUUAGGGCAGUCAAAUGAUUAGAAUCUUUAAUCCCCAUCAAUCCCAGAAUAUCUGUAGUUAAUCGCAAUUAAUCUCACCCUUUUUUAUCACAUUUUAAAGUUCCACUAUUUUGAGUUUUAAACUGUUUUGUCUCAUUUUUCUACUGUCUUGAACUAGGGGUAAUUAACUUCUUGUUUAGAUUCAGACCUGCUUUUAUUGGUGGAUUAAAGAUUUAAACAUGGACUUAACAGUGGAAAAAGGAAUUUGUUAUGGACUGAAACUGAAAUAAUGGCUGCAGGGAGAGGCUGACAUGCCUUAAUCACAGGGUGUUGAAAGGGACAAUAAAAGAUUGCGAUUAAAAAAAUGUGUGCACUAAUUGUGCACCUUGAUUAACUACAAUUAACUUGAUUAAUCUUGACAGCACUGGUUAAAGUUAAACUAAAAACACAGCUCUACAGUAGGAUUUUAGCUGACAUGUAAGUAAUUUGUACAAAUUAUAAAAAAAUGAUAAACUCUUUUAAAUGUAAGUUUGUUUGUGUAACAUCAUGGCAGGGGUCCCCGGUCUCUGGUGCUGUUACUUUGGGGGUCAAAGUUUGGGAUUCCUGGGUAAAGAUAUGUUAAGUUAUUGAAUAUGAUUAAAGCAAAAAAAAGGCCUACAUCACAGCUCUUCUUUAGUGGAUAAAGCCAAUCAUUGUUCAGGAUCUGGUUCAGGACAGCCCUGGGAACAACUGGAUCUGCCUGGUCAGGAUGAGAAUGAUGCUCUGGGCAGAGAGGGAGAUGCAGACAGCUUGUCUUCACAAAACAAGAGCAAAAACUUAGAAGAUGUUUUAGAGUGUUAAGCUCUGGAAAUCAUUAGUUUUGACAGAGCAGAUGCUGUUUGCUAUCAGGCUGUUUUGAACUCAGUUAUCACUGUUAUUCUAGUGGUCAAUAUUUUUGCUUUUUAUGUUGUCAUUUCAUUUUACUCAUGAAAAAACAAGCCAUGAAAUUCUUAUCAAAAUGUCAUGAAAGCAUGACGGCCUAGUACUGAGACUGAGAAGUGCAACACAAAGCUUCAUGGUCUAAUUUGGACUAUAUCCAUUGUCCUCCUCUAUAAAUAAAGGCAUAAAAAGCCAAAAAAUGCCAUCUGUAAAAAAAUAAAUAAAUAUAAAUCAGGCCGCAGCUGGCACCCAACCUCAGAGUCUUAUGUGUCUGCAAUCUGCACCAAUCAUACUUAGCUGCAGAAUGCUAAAAUGUAGCUCCUCAUCCAGCGACAUAACCAAGAAUGAGCUCAAAGUGAGCCAAGUGUCAUCACUUUCCUCUAGUUUUAGACACCCACUCAAACAAAAACAGCAUUUCUGUAGCUGUCUCUUAAUGUCAUCAUAUCUUUGUUUUCAGGUGACCGGUUGGCUGACUCCACCAUCACACUCGCGUUGGCCCUUGCACUCCUCUCUCACGUGACCACGCCCCUUCCUUCACAUCCAAUCCCGACAUGGAGCCCAUCAAGGUCCAAUCAGAAGGUGGCCUGAAUGUGACCCUCACCAUCCGCCUGCUGAUGCACGGCAAGGAGGUUGGAAGCAUCAUAGGAAAGAAAGGAGAAACUGUGAAAAAGAUGCGUGAAGAUAGUGGUGCCCGUAUCAACAUCUCAGAGGGGAACUGCCCUGAGCGGAUAGUCACCAUCACUGGGCCGACAGACGCCAUUUUCAAGGCCUUUGCCAUGAUCGCCUACAAGUUUGAAGAGGAUAUAAUCAACUCUAUGAGCAACAGUCCAGCCACCAGUAAACCCCCUGUAACCCUGAGGCUCGUCGUCCCAGCCAGUCAGUGCGGCUCGCUCAUUGGGAAAGGAGGCUCCAAAAUCAAAGAAAUGAGAGAGUCCACAGGAGCUCAGGUGCAGGUUGCAGGCGACAUGCUGCCCAACUCCACCGAGCGAGCGGUGACGAUCUCAGGAGCCCCUGAAGCCAUCAUCCAGUGUGUCAAACAGAUCUGUGUGGUGAUGCUGGAGUCCCCACCGAAAGGUGCCACCAUCCCCUACCGCCCCAAGCCUGCCUCCACCCCCGUCAUUUUUUCAGGUGGCCAGGCUUAUACCAUUCAAGGACAGUACGCCAUCCCUCAUCCAGAUCAGUUGAGCAAGCUCCACCAGUUGGCUAUGCAGCAAACCCCCUUUACCCCCCUCGGACAGACCACCCCUGCCUUCCCCGGUCUGGAUGCCAGUAACCAGGCCAGUACUCAUGAACUCACCAUUCCCAAUGAUCUAAUAGGCUGCAUAAUCGGACGCCAGGGAACCAAAAUCAACGAGAUCCGUCAGAUGUCUGGGGCGCAGAUCAAAAUUGCUAACGCCAUGGAAGGGUCAUCGGAGCGCCAGAUCACCAUCACAGGGACCCCCGCCAACAUCAGCCUGGCCCAGUACCUCAUCAAUGCAAGGUUCAGAGACGUGGCGGCCAUGUGGAACGACCCAUCUUCCAUGACCACAUCCUGA